AUGUCGACAGUGUUUCAACGAAAGAUUGGUAAUGCCUCCGUAUCCGCCGUUGGCUUUGGGGCAAUGGGAAUCAGUGUCGCAUACGGUACCACUGAACCAGACGAAGAGCGAUUCAAGGUGCUGGAUGCUGCAUUCGAAGCGGGAUGCACGUUCUGGGAUAGCGCCGACGUAUAUCUCGAUUCGGAAGACCUCAUUGGGAAAUGGUUCAAGCGUAAUCCCGGAAAACGCGAUUCCAUUUUCCUUGCCACGAAAUUCGGAGUCACUAUGCAAGGUACUCGCGGUGAUCCUGAGUACGUCAAGGAGCAGUGCUAUAAGUCACUCAAGAGGCUCGGUGUAGAUUACAUCGACUUGUAUUAUCAACAUCGAGUCGACCCAAACACUCCCAUCGAGAAGACAGUAGAGGCUAUGGCUGAACUUGUCAAAGAAGGCAAAGUCAAGUACCUCGGUCUCUCAGACUGUACAGCGUCUGGUCUCCGUCGCGCCCAUGCUAUCCACCCCAUAUCCGCCCUCCAAAUCGAAUAUUCACCUUUCAUGCUUGACAUCGAAAAGCCACCCCUUGAGCUCAUCCAGAUAGCUCGUGAGCUGGGCGUGAAGAUCGUUGCCUACUCUCCGCUCGGUCGUGGCCUCCUGACAGGCCAAAUCCGCUCUCGAGAUGACCUUGAGCCGACAGAUUUCCGCUUGACGGUGCCCAAGUUCAGCGCAGAGAAUUUCCCAAAAAUCCUGUCGCUUGUAGACAGGAUUGGAGACGUGGCGCAGAGACAUGAUGCGACACCUGGACAAGCUGCGCUCGCAUGGAUUCUGGCGCAGGGCGAGGAUGUCUUUGUCAUUCCAGGGACGAAGAAGAUCAAGUACCUGAAAGAAAACCUAGGUGCUGAGUUGCUCAGGCUGACACCACCGGAGAUUGCGGAGAUACGACAAAUUGCUGAAGAAACGGAGAUUCCAGGAGACCGCUACGGACCAGGAUUCUUGGAGUUGACAUACGUCGAGAGUCCGGCAUUGAAAUGA
This is a messenger RNA of Guyanagaster necrorhizus, 1005 nucleotides long. RefSeq names its product Aldo/keto reductase. Bases 1 to 1005 code for a protein of 334 amino acids. Gene Ontology annotation, cellular component: cytoplasm. The record is from RefSeq and is a predicted model, not a curated record. NCBI's taxonomy places the organism in Eukaryota, Fungi, Basidiomycota, Agaricomycetes, Agaricales, Physalacriaceae. The transcript has 6 exons.